Messenger RNA from Microthlaspi erraticum, 225 nucleotides. Lineage: Eukaryota; Viridiplantae; Streptophyta; Magnoliopsida; Brassicales; Brassicaceae. The record is from the annotation of a GenBank genome assembly.
AUGGCUUUGUGUACCUCUAAAUCUGAUAACUCUGCCAUGAUCCCAUCGAGAUUCCAAGGUUUCCGGAGUCUAACUGUUGGCGAUGCGGUUGAGUUCGACAUCACACAGGGAACCAACGGUAAGACCAAAGCCGUCGAAGUCACUGCUCUAGGUGGCACUCCUCUUAACAAGAGGAAGGAGAUUAGUUUUCGCAGCAUAACCAAGAGCUAUGAAGGAAGUUCUUGA